GCAGCUUUUUUUUUGUGUGUGUGUGUAAAUCUUAAUCUUAAUAAUCUUUUAUCGCUAUCUUGCCUCGAUAUUGUAAAUCCUUCAGAUUUGAAUCAGGAACUCUCCUCAUUCCUUCCAUUUUAUCUUUAUAUUUGUAUCCAACUUGUUUCUCCUUGAAGAAAACCUCUCUGUCUUUUGCUUUUUGCACUGUUGUUUUCUUUCUCUGGUUAAAAGUUGAAACCUCUUCAACUCUUUCAUGGUGCUGAAAGCCAUAGCUUGUUGACACUUGAGAUUCUUCCUUUUUCAAAUCUUGUUUCAGUGAUGGCUCAAAAGCAUUUGCACGAGUUACUUCAAGAGGAUCAAGAGCCAUUUGUUUUGAGGAAGAAGAAAUCAUCACCCAAAGCUCAUCUUCAAAUCAAUAGACGAAAACCCAUUACUCAAAUCUCCAACUUCCCUUCAAAUUUCUGCAAAAGUGCUUGCUUUUUCUCCUUCCACGAUGCAACAACAGACCCCGGGAAGUCACCGUUGUUUGAAUUCCCUUCACCGGCUAAAAGCCCUUGCAAAAGCUCAGGUGCCAUCUUUCUUCACAUCCCAAGCUCAUCUUCAGCUCUUCUUCUUGAGGCUGCUCUCAGGAUUCAAAAGCAAUCGAAAACCAAAAACAACGGCGCUUCUUCUGGCUUGUUUGGUUCCAUCCUGAAGAGGCUAACUCACCGUAACAAGAACCGAAAGCGUGAAAUCUCUAAUGAUGGAGGUCAAGUGUCGACUGUGGGGAGAAUCAACCCAAGACAUAGGAAAGCGUUGUCAGAACACUGUGGUCCGCCAAGCAGUGCUGUUUGGUCUGAAAAAUCCAUGGAUUUGGAUACUUCAUGUAGCUGCAGUCAUCAAUCCGAGGAUUUUGAAGAGAUUUUCACUUCCAAAUAUGUCUUGCAAAGUAAUUCAGCUUUUUCUUCCUUUGAUGAGCAUUUUUGUGAAAGCCCUUUCCAUUUCGUGCUUCAAAAAAGCCCUUCUUUUACUCAUCGGACACCACUCUUCUCUUCACCAUCAACAUCCCCAAAUCGUCUCCAAAAGGAGGACAAGGAGAAUUAUGAAACAGAGAGCUUUCGAAAACUACAAGUAGAAGAAGAGGAGGAAGAAGAAAAAGAACAAUGCAGUCCUGUUUCCGUUUUGGACCCUCCAUUCGAGGACGACGAUAGACACGUGAAUGACGACGAUGAUGAUAAUGCCGAUGAGAACGAUGGUUUCGAUCUCGAAUGCAGCUUUGCAAAUAUACAAAGAGCAAAGCAGCAGCUACUUCAUAAACUUCGGAGAUUCGAGAAACUCGUCAAACUGGAUCCAAUUGAACUCGAGAAAAGAAUGUUGGAGCAUGAUGAUGAUGAUGCUAACGAUGGAAUAUGGGACCUGGAUGAAGAAGACGAACUCGAGAACGAGUCGGUUCCUUCUGAUAGUGAAAUGAACAUAGACGUCAUUAUCCAAGAAGUGCUUAAAUCAAGCUUCUGCAAUGCAGUACGUCUCCCAGACGGCAUUAAAAGGUUGGUAUCCGAUCUCGUUGCCGAGGAAGAGACCGACACCGAUCGAGAAACGGUGGCUAAAAGGGUGUGCAAAAGGCUAGAAUCAUGGAAAUAUGUGAAAGUUAACACCAUAGACAUGAUGGUGGAACAAGAUUUCAGAAGAUCAGAGCCUGAUGGUUGGAAAGGAAAUCAAGAACAGAUUAAAGAAACUGCAUCACAACUGGAAUAUGCAAUCUUUGGAUUAUUAAUGGAAGAAUUAUCAGAAUAACUUGUUUGUUUAACUGGUAUUUGAUGGGAAAA
Messenger RNA from Hibiscus syriacus, 1787 nucleotides. RefSeq lists its product as uncharacterized. Lineage: Eukaryota; Viridiplantae; Streptophyta; Magnoliopsida; Malvales; Malvaceae. The record is from RefSeq and is a predicted model, not a curated record. The transcript is spliced from 3 exons. The coding region runs from base 301 to 1755 and encodes 484 amino acids.